AUGACACGCGCAAAGCAGGCAGCGCAGGACAAAGGCAACAAGCGUGUUGCUGAAGAAGUGGAUGCCGCCGCAGAGGGCGCUGAAGAGAAGCCCGUGGCGAAGCGGGCCCGAGCAACACGCGGCGGCGGCGGCGAUGCGGAGGCCGGGGCGAAGCCUGAGGCAGUGGCCGAGCCCGAUCAGGAGCAGCUUGAAGAAGAUCAAGUAGAAGGAGGGACCGCGGAGGAGGCUGCCGACGGGGAGGCCGGCGAGGAGCAGGGGGGGGAUGCAGACGCGGGGGCUGGCGACGGCGAUGAGCAGCCAGCGGAGGACGGCGGCGAUGGCGAGGCCGCCGAUGACGCCGCGGCCGUGGCGCCAGCGGCCGCUGAUGCGCCGACAGGGGACCCCAUCACCCUUGGAUACCGCUCGUUCAAGUCUGGGCAGGAGGCUUACCACUACGUUUCGACUGUCCUCAAGAACUGGCACCUGGGGCAACCGCUCAACGAGUACGAGCUGGUGAUGCUGCUGGACCUCCUCAAGAAGGGCCACCCAAGGGGGGAAGAGAAGCUGGCGGGUGGCGUGCAGGCGGUGACCGUCAUGGAGACGGCCGUGUCAGGGCAGACCAGCCGCUGCUUCCACAUCGUCAGGCCGGGCGGCGCCGUCGAGGACUUUUCUUACCGCAAGUGUCUUGACGCCAUCUUCCCGG
Molecule: messenger RNA, 682 nt
Organism: Monoraphidium neglectum
Lineage: Eukaryota; Viridiplantae; Chlorophyta; Chlorophyceae; Sphaeropleales; Selenastraceae
Exons: 3
Source: RefSeq, a predicted model, not a curated record